AGCAUAUAAGAUUACUUUUUCCACUUUUCAGCUUCACUUCGGCUGUGACGUUUCCCUUUCCGUUAAAUUAUCAUUUUGCUCUCUCCACAUGAUCCGUGCCAUAAAAAUCUCCCAGGUCCCAUUUAGAUCUUUCCACACCGCGUCCAAGCUCCUUGUGCACCAGACCGACGCCAAAAAGUCGUCGAUCUUAUUCACUAAAGCCACAUCUUCCACAACUUCAUUCGAUGUCUUGAACCUCAAGUCGUUGCAGACAGAGUGUCAAGCCAGAGGCUUGAAAAAGGCUGGUCGCAAGAUGGAGCUCAUCGACCGCUUGAACAUGUUUGAGGCCUCUAAGAAACGGUUCACCACUUCCGCAAAGCAGCUUUCCGAGGCCAAGGGUGUCGAUGCGGUCAAGUUGCCAAGCAUUGAAGAUCAACAAAUCUCCUAUAAAAAGUCGGUUAACGCUGGCAAGAAGUACAUCGGUGGCGUUAUUGUGAACAACUCGGCCGACAAUGUGUUGGUCGGGAACUCCGUCGUGGAAAAUACAUCCACCCCAACCGAAAUGCCAGUCUCCUCUGCGUCCACCCUGCAACUGGCCGCCAAGAGCGAGAUCAGCCCGUCCAGACAUGUGGAUGCCGUCGUUUUGCCAAACUUGCUUGAAUUGGAAUCACAACAGAAACCUGUUCCUAUCUCCCAGCCAGAUUUGCACUCCAACGUUAUCAUCAACAACACCGGUGACAAUGUUGCGGUCGGCGGUGGUACCGUUGAAACCUCUGAGAAGGCCCGCUCCACCAAGACCGGUAAUGAGGUGGCAUCCUCUGAAGAGCCAGCCACUAAGUUGUUAGAGUAUCCGGAAACCUUUGGGGAGUUUGUCAGGUGUUUGGCAGGCUUGCCUCCAAAGCCAGCUGAGGGCGAGUCAUUCUUCUUCUGGGUCAAGAAAGCUGAAAAGAAGGUUGAAGGGGUUGAAGAAAAGGUCAAGUCAGCGGUGGAACACAACCCGAAGGACUUCGGAGAGUUUGUCAGCAUUUUGUUCGGUUACUCCCUGAAGAAGUAAAUGGCGUGUGUUGGUUUCCAAGUUUUUUUUUGGCUUUCCUAUACUGUUCCAAAUUUCAGUUUUGCUCAAGUGGCUUUCCUGGUUGUGAUUGCCCCGUGUUUUGAUAUGUUGCUAACUGACGCCAUAUACGUUUUUUGUCUUUUCCUUUGUGCUUUUUAGGUAAAUAUAUAUUGGCGCUGCUCUUGGCUCGGUUCACACACUUGAUAUUUAGAAGUUGCUAGUGAAGAGCAGGCUCAGACAUCUUCAAUUUGGGUUUACAGGUAAAUAGCCAGACGAAGAAGACUUGGUAAUAAAAGUACCGCGCUACACUGUGAAGGCACGUAGAGGCUAGUACCUACACCAUCCGUGAGUCGCUAGAAAAAAUCCGUAUGUGAAAGAAUAAUAGCAUUUAUUGUAGAGAGAAACCCCCGUGUUAUUCGUUUACCU
This is a messenger RNA of Babjeviella inositovora NRRL Y-12698, 1459 nucleotides long. RefSeq names its product SAP domain-containing protein. Bases 89 to 1033 code for a protein of 314 amino acids. NCBI's taxonomy places the organism in Eukaryota, Fungi, Ascomycota, Pichiomycetes, Serinales. The record is from RefSeq and is a predicted model, not a curated record. The transcript has a single exon.